Molecule: messenger RNA, 5426 nt
Organism: Nycticebus coucang (slow loris)
Lineage: Eukaryota; Metazoa; Chordata; Mammalia; Primates; Lorisidae
Gene: ACER2
Product: alkaline ceramidase 2
Exons: 6
Coding region: 110-937 (275 amino acids)
Biological process (GO): ceramide metabolic process
Cellular component (GO): membrane
Molecular function (GO): hydrolase activity, acting on carbon-nitrogen (but not peptide) bonds, in linear amides
Source: RefSeq, a predicted model, not a curated record
UCCGGCGGCUGCCCAGUACUUCAUAAAGCGGCCGCCGCGGUUUGCCUCUGUCCCAACCCUGGGCUUUUCUCGGCUGCUGGAGCCGCUGCUCCAAUGUCCCAGAGCGGCCAUGAGCGCCCCGCACUGGUGGGACCAGCUGCGGGCUGGCAGCUCGGAGGUGGACUGGUGCGAGGACAACUACACCAUCGUGCCUGCCAUCGCCGAGUUCUACAACACGAUCAGCAACGUCCUGUUCUUCGUUCUGCCACCCAUCUGCAUGUGCCUGUUCCGGCAGUAUGCAGCCUGCUUCAACAGCGGCAUCUACUUGAUCUGGACUCUCCUAGUUGUAGUGGGAAUUGGAUCCGUCUACUUCCAUGCAACCCUUAGUUUCCUGGGUCAGAUGCUUGAUGAACUUGCAAUCCUUUGGGUUCUGAUGUGUGCUCUGGCCAUGUGGUUCCCCAGAAGGUAUCUACCAAAGAUUUUUCGGAACGACAGGGGCCGGUUCAAGGCAGUGGUCUGCGUCCUGUCUGCGGUUACAACGUGCCUGGCGUUUGUCAAGCCCUCCAUCAACAACAUCUCUCUGAUGACUCUCGGAGUUCCUUGUACUGCUCUGCUCGUGGCAGAGCUAAAGAGGUGUGACAAUGUGCGUGUAUUUAAACUGGGCCUCUUCUCGGGCCUCUGGUGGACCCUUGCCCUCUUCUGCUGGAUCAGUGACCGAGCCUUCUGUGAGCUGUUGUCUUCCUUCCACUUCCCCUACCUGCACUGCGUGUGGCACAUCCUCAUCUGCCUUGCGGCCUACCUGGGCUGUGUGUGCUUUGCCUACUUUGAUGCUGCCUCAGAGAUCCCUGAGCAAGGCCCCGUCAUCAAGUUUUGGCCCAGCGAGAAAUGGGCCUUCAUUGGUGUCCCCUAUGUGUCCCUUUUAUGCGCCAACAAGAAAUCUCCAGUCAAGAUCACAUGACAGCAAGGCGGUGGCUGGCUUCUCUGCUUGUUUUCCCUCACGCACUGGGCUUCAUUUGCUAGCAAAGACAGCCAAGGGGGUUCAAUGAGUUGGGGUGUGGCCCGUCUUUUAAAAUUUCUAUUCCCUUGGGCUCUAACUAGUGUGUCUGUAGACCGCAGGAUUCCCCUGGGCCCAGAAGUGAGUGUCUUUCCCUUUCCCAAAGAUGGAGAGUAGAGGGCUUAGGGACACUAGGUGCAUACUUUGUAGCCUCAUUUCUAGAUGCUGUGGCUUUUUGGGUUGAAUCCUUUAUGGCCAUGCAGAGCAGUCCUUCGAGAAACCCAGCCCUCCACAAUGCCUCUCUUCCUGGAGAAAGCUGGCCUGCUACAGCCCCUGCCAUUCCCAGGCAACCUUGGAGUGAACUCUACCAUUGACAGACCCAGCAAUGACAAGACCCUCUGACUCUGAGGGAAGGUGCUAGAGAUUUUCAUUUGGGAAAACUGCCCUUAGACAAAACUAAACAAAUGAAAUACACACAGGGCUUGUGGCUAACUAGGCUAGUUUUUCACUUGCAACUCUCAACUAACCCAGGUUUUACAAACAUUUGUGAAUCCUUUUACUACUACCUCUUGCUGAGAGAUGGAGACUUACUUUCAGAUGAGGGUAAAGCUAACGAGUAAAACCCUCAGUGCCAAAAUCUGUACUCCACUGUAAGCCGUUCUUGAAGAUGAGCACAAUUUUUAAGUAUUGAAAGUACUUCUGCCUCCCCUCUCCUGCCUCAGUUCAGUAGCCUAAAAUACAGAAGAAUAGACCCACCUCCUAUGACCUGACCUCUGUUUUUACCAAAGGGCUCCUUACAAUUUUGGUGGAGGUGCUGGUUCAACAUUUGGAGCCAACAUGAAGUUUUUGGAAACUUUUUUUUUCUUAUUUGAAGCCUCCAGGAUGCUAUAGUAUUCUGGAAAUUAUCUUCAGAACUUUCACCUCUCCCUACUCUGACUUUCCUGAGGACCUACACUCCUCACCCUCGGAGUGCAAGGUGCUUCCUGUGGUUUCUCAGAGCAUCUGACUGCUCACUCUUCCCGAGUGCUGGCAGUAACCACACACUCACUGCCUGAUUUGAGUGGCUGGUGCAGCAGGACAAAUCCGUUGCCGUCUGAAUUUUUCUUAUCUAACGAGACACUGGCUACUACUUAUCUUCUCUUCCUUGGGGUGAAUGAAAGAUUCCAAUCUGUCUCCAAGGCAUCAGGUGGGAAUUAUCAAUCUCAGGGAUAAUUUAAACUCAGGCAUCUCCUGCUUUUUAACAUUCCAUUGUUGGGCGAAGGCAGGACGGGCGUGUCCUUCUUAUGUGGACAGGAGUCACGUCACUGUCCUAAGAAUCUAAGAGUUAACAAGUUUUUGGCACAUCCAGCUCUUUAAUGUGCUUAGAAAUGGCACAGGUGAUCCAAGGUGAAGAACCCAAUCAGCAACUGAAUUUAGAGUUUGAACAUGAAUUUCUUUAUUCUACCUCUCGCCAUUAAAUUACUUAGCAGCAGAACCUUGUUUGCAGUAAGAAAUCUUUAUGUGUGAAGUAAGUUAUAUUUUAUUAACUCCAAUUUAUUUAAUAUUAAAUUUAUAGCAUUUACUUAAUAAUAUAUCAGGUAGUGAAAGUGCAAAUUAACACAUUGGUGAUUUCCAGGUAGAAAAAUUUGGUGUUAAAUGGGUCAAAAAUGACCUUUCCAUUAAACAUUUGUGGAACCUCAAAUGCACCUCUCGGAGACCUAGGUGGUUCAUGGAACAGAACUGCUGUUAAGUCUUUGGGCUUCAAGUUUUUUUUUUUUUUUUUAGAGACAGAGUCUCACUUUAUCACCCUUGGUAGAGUUCCGUGGCGUCACAGCUCACAGCUACCUCCAGCUCCUGAGCUUAGGCAAUGCUCUUGCCUCAGCCUUCCGAGUAGCUGGGACUACAGGUGCCCACCACAAUGCCCAGCUAUUUUUGUGUUGCAGUUUGGCCAGGGCCAGGUUUGAACCUGCCACCCUUGGUAUAUGGGGCAGGUACCCUACCCACUGAACCACAGGCACCACCUGGUCUUCAAGUUUUUAAAGGGAGACAAUCAGACCAUUCUCAUUUCAGAUUGACUUUAUCAGGUAUAGAUUGUAGUCUCCUCUGUUUAGCAGCAUAAAAAUGCUCCAAAGUAGAGAGUUUGCCCAGCUGUCUUAGCGUAGAAGCACAAAUAAGUAGCAGAAUGGGUGGGUGGAAGGAUUUUUUUUUUAUGUGAGAUUUAAUUUGUCUUGAGGGUUCCUCACUGAAAGGAGCAUUGUCUCAACAAUUAAGGAAGGACUAUUUCUUCCUAUCCAGUGAAGGACUUGUUCCCUGGGGGCCUUGGAGACACCCCUACCUUCAUUCCCUGGAAAUAGGGAUAAAAUACUAUUGCUGGAUGUAUUUGAAUAGGCCUGGAUGGAAGCACUGGGCUGCUCACUCUUUCUUCUAGAAGACAACUAGGUUGAAAUGUCAAAAGAAAUGCUUUUAAUAUGAAAAGCAAAGUGCCCUUCCUGGAGAUGGGUUAUAAAGAGAUGAGGAUUACAAAAGGCAUGUGGAAUAGGGUAUACUUGAAGAGGACAACUCUGUAACUCUACUUUUGAACAGAAAUCUAUAGCUUGCCAGCCUGGAUAUAAGUCAAAAGAGUAGAAAUAUACCAGUAUUUAAAAAUUUUUUUUAUUAUUUAUUUUUACUUCUGCAAUGACUUGGAACCAAUCUUAUUUUAAGCUGGGUUCGUGGUAUCGUUCAUGUUAUAUAAAAGCACUACAUGCUCUUUAAAGGACAUUGGGAAACUACAGCAAAGUUAAAAAAGAAGAGGGAGAAGAAGAAGAAAAGAGUAACCCGUAUUUCUUUUGCCCAUGUAAAACCAUUGUUGGUAUUUUGGUAUAUUUCUUUGUUUCUGUUUCAUCUUUUCCCCACCCAUUAUGACUGUAAAUACAUGUGUUUUAGAGCUGACAGUUCUUUCUGUAGAUUAAAUGGAAGAUAAAUGCCAACUGUGUAUUUUUUUCCAUGAAGACAAGGAUUGGAAUACACUAGACUUAGCUAUGUCCUUAAAUAUUCAUCACUGAAUCUGAGAAUUACUACCGAAUCUUCAUUUUCAAUCAAGCCGAGCAUGAAUGAGCCCUAGGAAAUAAUGUAUUGAGUUCUACUUUUUAAUAUGCUUCUGCACGGGGAUUAAUGAGUCACAGUAAAUAGCUGUUAAAUAUGUGACUUCACAGAUUUUGAUGUUUAGAUUUAUAAAAAAUGUCUUAUUUCGUUAAUUGAUGUACAAUCAGGAAUCUCCUUCGUCUUUCCUCUGAGUAGACAUUUAGGAGUUAGGAAGGUUACAGCAGCGGUUACUCGGCCUGGCUGUCAAAUUUUGUUCUAGUUAGUUUGCCCAAGAUCCAUACCCAGUAGGAACUGGAUUUAAGAUAUAAAAAACCAUUACUGUUACCAAGGGAUCCUUCUAGUCAGUGAUUCUUAGUGUGUUGAUUAUUGAUUAUUAGAAGAAUAAAUCUUUCUCCCCUUUAUGACUUUAUUAUUGUAAAGCCAGCCCUUUAGUGAGCACAUUUAAAGUGUGUGGGGAUGAGAAGUCUGAAUCCUUUUGGUAAUGGGCUACAUUUGGGGGAAUACUGUGCCUGUCCAAUGAAGAGUGCCUAAAACAUUAGUUGUACAUGAAAGGUGUUCUACUGGGGGACCAAGCUUGACAGUCAUCAAACUCAGGCUUUGUAGAAAUGCUGCCACCUGUCCCAUGGAGUGGGUUUCUCAGGCUGUAAACACUUCUUUCACCAGUUCAUCAGGCUUCAGUGAGCCAGGGCGAGGCUGAAGGCUCCUGGACUGGGAUUUGAGCCUUCCCUGGCUCCUUAUCCCUUGGGGCUGAUGUGGAACCAUCCCUAGGGGGCAGGUGAGAGCCGAAGCUUGCCCAGCCAGGGUCCCUCUCCUAACUCCUUUCCCGCCAAAUGAACUCCUUUGUCUGGGUGCCCUUGUUCCACCUGGUCAGAGAGAAGUCUUGGGCCAGAUUGGGAUUCUCCGUGGAUUUUUAUAGACAUCAUUCUCCUACAGACUGAAGAAAAAUGGCCUCUACAUUAAGGGACUAAUCGUUUGAAUUGUAUCCUUCCCUGUAUGUUAAAUUGUAUUUAAGACUAUUUUAUAACCACAAUAUGUAACCAGAGCAAAUGUAGUAUUUUCAGAUAUAUACGUUAUUUUAUACCUUAGAUUGGGUGUGCUGUAUGAGAGUGGUAUGACCACUGGCUAUGGUAAAAUUGAAUUUCCAUUGCCUGGGAGUGAUUUAAAGCCUUCAAAAAUGGAGCUUUUGCACUUUAUGCUUUUUUGUGAACUGACUAUGAUGACUGAUAUUACAACUGUAAAUGGCAUUUUCUGUGAAUGAAUAUGUAUGUUUGUGUCUGUUUCUAAAAUGAUUUCUGAAGUAUCUGCAGUGAAAAUGUAUCAAAAGCACAUGUGCCCGAAUUCAUUUCUUGAUGAAUUUGGGUACCAUUGUUAUUAAAUAUGUUUAAAAUAA